AUGGUUCCCAACGUGAACGUAACUUCUGCUGACGGCAUACUGAACGUUCAGCCGUCGGGACUGAUGGAGUUAUCGAUAGGUUAUGCUAUGGUACAUGGCUACAUCAGUGCGUGUGUAUGUAUGUUUGGAUUUUUAGCAAAUAUAGCAAAUAUUGUAGUUCUUACCAGACCAAAUAUGAUUAGCUCUACAAAUAUAAUUUUGACUUGGCUUGCUGUAGCUGAUCUGUUUACCAUGUUGGACUAUUUCCCUUUCGCCAUGCACUUCUACAUAUUCAAAGACAGUGAUUUGGAAUUUCCCAAAACAAGAGGCUAUGGAUGGAUUAUAUAUCUUUUAUUUCAUGCCAGUUUCAGCGUUGUGUGCCAUUCAGCAGCUAUCUGGUUGACUAUAACAUUAGCAACAUUUCGAUUCAUUUGCAUCUGGUUUCCAACGACUGGAAGACAACAUUGCUCUGUACCUAGAGCAAAACAGUGUGUCGCUGUGAUUAUAUGCGUUAUCAUUGUAUUGUGUAUACCCAAUAUCAUCAUAAAUAACUUCGCACCAUAUAACAAAAAUGCCAAUACUAAUAGAACACAUUUUGAUAUUUGUUACACUAUUUCGUACAGACGCGGAGGUGCCUUUGACCAUGUUGACAUGAUUAACAAAAUGAUACAAGCAACUAUCUUUAAAAUCGUCCCCAGUAUUUUGCUUACACUAUUGACAGUUUUGCUCAUGACGGCCAUGCACACUGCCUACAAGAAACGGAUGCGUCUCCGGAACCAGGGUCGUCGUGAAGAGUCAGACCGGCACGGUGAACACAACCGAACCACCGGUAUGCUCCUGGCCAUCGUCGUACUUUUCUUCAUCACUGAACUGCCACAAGGAAUACUGACAAUACUAACUCUGAUCAGUGACAAUUUUUUCUACCAAGUGUAUUUGCCUUUGGGAGAUAUUUUUGACAUAAUGGCUCUUAGUAACAAUGCUAUUAACUUUGUUCUGUACUGCACUAUGUCACGGCAGUUUAGAGUAACAUUUGUCGCAACAUUCUGUAGGUUUUGUCCAAAGAAGCGGCCCGGAUGGAUGCCAAUGAAAUUGGUCAGCUCUAAAACAGAACAAAACGGCAUUAAUUCGGUAACGGAACAAACCCACGUGUAG
Mya arenaria is the source of this 1131-nucleotide messenger RNA. RefSeq names its product G-protein coupled receptor dmsr-1-like. Gene Ontology annotation, biological process: G protein-coupled receptor signaling pathway. The transcript has a single exon. The coding region runs from base 1 to 1131 and encodes 376 amino acids. The record is from RefSeq and is a predicted model, not a curated record. Gene Ontology annotation, cellular component: membrane. NCBI's taxonomy places the organism in Eukaryota, Metazoa, Mollusca, Bivalvia, Myida, Myidae. Gene Ontology annotation, molecular function: G protein-coupled peptide receptor activity.